AUGUCUAGUGUAUGUCCAAUAAAAUUUGUCAAGAGAAAAAAUCAAAAAGACUACAUCAAAAUAGUUGAAGGUGACAAAUAUGAGUCAUUCGUCGGAAAACAAGGUGACGAGCAGAAUUUAUCGGUUGCCGAAGGUUGGUUAUAUCCCAUAGGUAGUACUUUGCAUGAACUGAUGCACGUGGUCAGAUUUUAUCACAAACAUAGUCGUUGGGAUCGUGAUCAAUAUGUCAAAGUUGGUGAAACAGAUAUUGAUGAUAUCAAUUAUAAGAAGCUUGAAGAAUCUGAAGUGAUAUGCUUUGGUUCGUACGACGGGAAAUCUAUAAUGCACUACCCAGUGCAAAGAGAAGGUCAGCGUACAGAAUUUAGAGAAGGUGAUAUACAUGGACUUAACCGGCUUUAUUCCUUUGCGCGGGCUGGCACAAAUCUUUCUAUGUCAAAUCCACCAAUUGUUAACGACAGCGGCAAGAUCAAAAAUGUAAUUUAUCACGUUACUUACGUUUUACUCGUAGUUACAUGUGCAUUGCUUUUUAUACUAUAA
Messenger RNA from Rhizophagus irregularis DAOM 181602=DAOM 197198, 537 nucleotides. RefSeq lists its product as uncharacterized. Gene Ontology annotation, molecular function: zinc ion binding; metalloendopeptidase activity. Gene Ontology annotation, biological process: proteolysis. NCBI's taxonomy places the organism in Eukaryota, Fungi, Glomeromycota, Glomeromycetes, Glomerales, Glomeraceae. The record is from RefSeq and is a predicted model, not a curated record.